CUCUGCAGUCCCCCAACCUUCUUCUAUCCUUUCCCUCUUAUUUCUUUGUGUCUCUCGUCUUUCCUUUGCAACCCAUCUUUCUGUACUUUUCUCCAACAAAACUUGAAAAUGUCAGAAGGAUCAAGUCUUCUUCCAUUGAUGCUCUUUCUUCCUUUUCUGCUUGUCGGUAUGAGAGAAGGGGUUCACUGCUUUGAAGAGGUGAAUGUGGUCAAUCUGAAGAAGUUUCAAUGGAGAGACGUAAACCAUGUCUCAAGCUGUCAGCCUCAGAAAUCAAGAAAAGAGAAGGGAGUGACAAUGUUGGAGAUGAAGCACCGGGAUUACUGCUCCGGACUGGUCAAAGACUGGAACAAGAAACUUCAGAAGCACUUAAUUUCCGAUGACCUGCGGGUUCAGUCACUCCAAUCACAAAUCAAAAGAGCAGAUUCUGGCAGGACUGAAGGUUUUUCCGAAGCUCAACUCCCUCUGACCUCUGGCAUAAAACUUCAGACUCUAAACUACAUAGUUACUGUGGAAUUGGGGGGUAAGAACAUGACAGUGAUCGUCGACACUGGAAGUGAUCUCACAUGGGUCCAGUGUGACCCCUGCAAAUCAUGCUAUGGCCAACAAGACCCACUCUUCAAGCCUUCUAUUUCCCCUUCGUAUCAGUCGGUUUUGUGUAACACAUCCACUUGCCAAACUUUGCAAUUAGCUACUGGCAAUUCGGGAGUAUGCGGAACUGAUCAACGAACCUGCAACUAUUUUGUUAGGUAUGGAGACGGGUCCUACACUCGAGGUGAGCUAGGACGAGAGCGACUUGAUCUUGGUGGCACUGUCAUGGAAGGUUUUGUCUUCGGCUGUGGUCGGAACAACAAAGGUCUCUUUGGGGGAGCUUCUGGUCUCAUGGGCUUGGGCAGGACUAAGCUCUCCUUGGUUUCUCAAACUUUCAGUAAGUUUGGUGGAGUUUUCUCCUACUGUUUACCUUCAUCAGAAGCUGAUGCUUCUGGUUCAUUAACUCUGGGUGGAGAUUCUUCUGUUUAUAAGAAUUCUACACCCAUUUCUUAUACCAGAAUGAUUUCACAUCCACAGCUCUUGAGCUUCUAUUUUCUCAAUCUCACCGGUAUUAGUAUUGGCGGGGUGGCUUUGGAAGCUCCAGGUUUUGCACAAGGUAGAAUUCUCAUUGAUUCUGGAACUGUUAUUACAAGACUAAAGCCAUCAGUUUACGGGGCUCUGAGAUCUGAGUUCCUGAAACAGUUCUCAGGAUUCCCUCCAGCUCCAGGUUUUUCCAUCUUGAAUACAUGCUUUAACCUCAGUGAGUAUGAAGAAGUGAACAUUCCCACAAUAAAAAUGCAUUUUGAGGGUGAUGUUCAGGUGAAUGUAGAUGUUUCAGGGAUCUUUUAUUUUGUUAAGAGUGAUGCUUCUCAAGUCUGCUUGGCUGUGGCUAGCCUUGCUUAUGAAGAUCAGGUUGGGAUUAUUGGGAAUUUUCAGCAGAAAAAUCUGAGGAUUGUUUAUGAUAGUAAGCAAACAAGGUUGGGAUUUGCAGAAGAGAUUUGCAAUUUUACUUAAAUAGAUAACCGACAGGAAUGGAAUUAUAAUUGUGAAUAUAUUUACCCUGAGGCAAAAGCCAGUAUAUAGCCUUGAAAUCAUUAAGUGCCAGCUUCUUCAUAUUAUUUUAAAUUAUCAUGGAGGAGCUUAUAAUGAAUUGUUGGUUCAUAUUGUUGUUAAUUUUUGUGGAGAGAACUGCAGUUCAUUGUA
Molecule: messenger RNA, 1731 nt
Organism: Nelumbo nucifera (sacred lotus)
Lineage: Eukaryota; Viridiplantae; Streptophyta; Magnoliopsida; Proteales; Nelumbonaceae
Product: aspartyl protease family protein At5g10770-like
Biological process (GO): proteolysis
Molecular function (GO): aspartic-type endopeptidase activity
Source: RefSeq, a predicted model, not a curated record